AUGGACUUCUUCAAGUCCUCCAGCAAAGAGUUGAUGUCGGACAGCGAUCAGCCGUUCCUCAGGUCGAGUACCCGAUCCUUGAACCUCGACGAGGUGCUCCGGUCAGAGUUCAGAGCAGCCUAUGUGGCGGAGCAGGAGGUGAACCGUCAACCAAGCGGCAUGACGGAGCUCUCCCAAGUGGAAGUCUUUAGUUCGGAAGGCAAUGAUGAAUGUCUAUAUUGUUCGCAGUUCGUGGACAGCUACAGUUUUAUGACCGUCUUCUUGGUGUUAACGGCCUGUGUUUCGACAUCCUUUUCGCCCAGGAUUUGGACACCAUCUUUGGCACCGUUCAGUCCCGAUUCGUGUUGA
Messenger RNA from Durusdinium trenchii, 348 nucleotides. Lineage: Eukaryota; Dinophyceae; Suessiales; Symbiodiniaceae. The record is from the annotation of a GenBank genome assembly.